UCAUUAAAGUGUUGUCAAAAUGAGCCCUGUCGUGUGGGCUGUUCCCUAGGUUUGUGGUUUUAGAUUUUCAAAGGGGCGGACCUAAUGGCUUUGGGAUCAAGUUCCUGAAACUAGUCUUCUGGACCUUGAAAAAUGCCGUCGUACCAGGAGGCGCCAAUCAACUUAAAUGUCAUCCACGCACAGUAGAGAAAAUGACGAAAGUUCCUCAGGGAUUUGAUUUCAGUUUCUUAAAUGAGGAAGAAGCCAGGAAGAUCCUUCAGGUGCUGGAAAGAAAUGAGGAGCUGCAGAGGGCAGAGAAGGACAGGAUCAGCAAACUUCAGAAGACAAAGAGGGAUAUCAGAUGGCUUCAAGGGGUGACUGGUGAAUGGUUUGAAGAGAUUCAAAGAAAGAAGUUUUGCAAUGAAACAGAUGUUAGCCAAAUGUUGAAGCAACCUCUUAAAUACAGGCUAAGGAAGGAAACGGCAAAAAAUGAUCCUAUGGAAUUGCAAACAUCAAGAUCUAAAAACCAAGCUAAUCAAAAAAACCCAACAUCUGUUCCUUCUCGACCAAGCUUCAGAGCAUCCUUUGCCUCCCUGUUCUCAUUCAGAAAGUCCGGGAAGGAGACUUCAAAGCUUCAGUCGCUGGGACAGAAAGGGUGCGAUGACCAUGUAGAACCUUCUGUCACUGGGAAGGGAACCACUGCGGCAAAAAUAGUCAAUUCACCCCUGGAAAAUCAACCUGUUGACCGUGCUUUUGUCCCCAACCCAGCAGUCAUGAGGGAGGGCGGUACCAUUCCUCCUCCAUGGGAUAUUUCAGUCCUGGAGAACGAGUUCUUCCAAGUUUUAGAUGACUUGGAUAGCAAACUGGCUCAGGAACAAUCUGCAAGCUCACUAAAUACCAGAAUACCCCUCAACUGUGGACCAAGAACACAAUUCAACCGUUUUCACUCCAAUGAGAACACACAUGGUAAUAUCUCAGGAAAGCACAAAAAUCGCUAUAAUGAGACUUCCAAUAUGUCUAUCUAUGACAUCCUAAGACCAGGAACUCCUAGGGAAGGUUUUAAAACCUUUUCUCCUAGGACAAGGACAAUUUAUGAUAUGUACAGGACAAGGGAGCCCAGAGUCUUAAAAGAGGAUUAUGUGCAAAAGAAUACUUUUGGCAGUACUUCCCUGUGUUUCGACAGCAGGCAACGAUCAGCCUCAUUAGCCACAAGGCAUUUCACAGCAAGAAGCUUACAUUCUCCAGCCACAACUGAGAAAAAAGGGGGGUUUCUACCACCAUGCCCCCAGCAGAGCCCAAAGCGAACUCCUCUAUCAUCUAUCAUAUGGAAUAGAUCAGAUUCUUCCAGAGAUGGGCAGAACCAAGGAGAGUUCCUGGGGACACCGUCACCAAUGGAAAUUGACCCUGCUGAUGAGUAUAUAUAUCCCAGAUGUUCUCAGGAGAAUACAAGUUAUGAACUAUACCAUUCACAGAAUGUUUGCCAAAGUGUUGGUUUAAAUGCCCCUAUGGAUAAUGCAAUGAGUCCUGACACAUUUGAGAACUCAGAGAAUAUGCCAUUCUACCAUGAAGACAGCCCGUUUGCUCGGUCUUUCUUUAGCAAUUCUUUUGGACAAAGAAGAGAACAGAGAUUUGGACAAGGUCCUUUUUGGGACCAACAGGCAGAACAUUCUUCAUGGUCUGACUUUCAUCAAAGCAGGAAACUAUUCAGUUCAUCUGACAGAGACUUUGAAAUGAUUUUCAUGGAAGCAAAUGCUGCAUCAGCUGUUCACGGCCACAGUGCCCCUUCUCCACCCUGGGGAUCACUUUCUCCUGGUUCUGGGACAAAUGUCUCUAGAAGCCAAGAAGGACCCCAUUCCUGGCAGUCUGAUUUUCAAAUGGCCUCACUGGAGAGCACGGAGAUAUCACAAGGUAAUGGAAACCAGUCUACUCCUCAUUUUGGUGCACUAGAUGUUUGUAGCAAGACUGACUCAAGCCAUUACAUCAAAUCUGGUGGGUUGGACUAUAAGCAGAAUGUCAACAAAGAACCUUACUCAUCUGGAACUACUCAGAUUCAAGCAUCCCCCUUCAAAACUUUCUUCCCCCAGAUUUCUGAUGAUAAAGGGAAUUCUCAGAGUCCCUACUUUCAGAAUCCCACAGUCACUGUGCAGAAGAUUAUUCCCGGUAAGCCUGUCUCUCUUCCAAUAAGAAGCCUUGUAGAAGUCAGUAUAACCAAUCAUGAUUCAGCUCGUUCUCUGCUAGAAAGCCCGGCCAAUGCUUUGGUGAAUAAUGAGGAAAACAUGGAUGACUCUAUUUCAGAAGAUAAACAACUGAACAAGAUGGACCAGACAAACAUGAUGGGUGAAGUAUCCCAACCUGUUUCACAGACUGUGAGCUCUGGCACUUUACCUGAGUUUCUAAAUCCUGUCUCCCAGGACUCCACCAAGAGUGACAGGUUUUAUUUCAAUACACCUACCACAGUAAGUUCAAAAGGGGUACCCAGAAUCUUUUCCAAGAAAAAUACCUCCAAAAAUUAUAUAUCAAAUACAGAUAAAGCAAAUGAACUUCAUAAAGAUAAGAGUUGUACUGGGAACAGAAAUCUUGGCUCAGCAACUUCCCCACCUUUCAUCCGGGAGAGCAGAGUUCCACCAUCUUUCCCUAACCCAAAUCAAGUAAGUCAUGAAGAUAUUUCAAACGUUAUUAAAAAUAACCACUGGAGCUCUGGACCUAUGGACAAUCAAAACACACAGUCGCCAGUGGAGCCUGUUGUCUUAGAUACUGAGGGAGAACGAGGUACUACCACUGAUUCUACCGAUGGUAGCAGGUUGGCUGCUGAGCACAGAGUGCCCUGUGAUUCUGUAGGUCUGGCAACAGGUGCGUCACCAGAUUCCUCCCCACCAAGUCAUUCUUUCCCCGAUGCUCUGGCGAGUCCUUCUGCUACAGUGUCCUCCAAGAGAAGUCCUUCAGACAGAGAUCUGUCUCUGGGAGAAACCGAAGAAAAAGACAGUGCCAGCAAGAACCAAACUAAUCAGCUUUCUGUAAGUUCCUCAGAAAACCGAAGACGUAGUGAUGGUCAUGGGCCUGCCCAUGACGAAGUGGCUGAUGUUGUCAAACAUCAUUCAAACUCUCCUUUCAGGAAUGGAAAGGGAAAAGGAAAAGUAAGACACCGCAUAUCCUGUAUUGAAAAGCUAAGCAAAGCGGAAAGCAGAUCCGCACCCUCGAAUGACAACGGUAGCUUCACUGAGGAGAAGCAAGGGAAUUCCAGAGCUUCUGAGCUUGGCACAAUUUAUUGUACUUUGCCAAGAAAAUCAGCCAGUACGCUAAUAAAUAGUAGGCAGUCGGAAAGUAAGACGCUGGCUACUUCAAUUAGGAGUGGACCGCUUCCAUUUCAAGUCAGAAAUAACGUGGCUGACCCAAUAGGGAAGCAUACCUCCAGCCCACUCAGUCCCGGGGCUCCUGAGUCAGGAGGUGACUGUUCCAAAGUGCUCUCUGACUCAGCCGCAGCGGCGCCUGGAGCCACGGAGAGGAAGACAAAUAUGAAAACCCUUCGAUCUGCUUCCGUGCGGAAAGGGCCGCUUCCGUUCCUCAUCAGGAGGGCUGUUUCCUGUCCCUCCGCAGAGCCAUAUGCCUCACCUGGCAGAGGCGAAGGGGGAAAAUCGCCCGUCUCAGACAGAAGUGCCCCUGCUGCAACCCCAGGACCCUGGGGGAGAAUCGUGCACCCUCUCGACAGAGGCUUAUCCGCUAGAGAUUCCUUCUUAACCCAAAGACACCCCGCAAAGGAAUACACGCACGGAUGCGCAGACGCGGCUCACAGGAUUCCCGCCUCCAGGACAAGUGCGUUUUCCCUUUCAAAGGAAGACCCUUUACCUUUCUGUUCAGAUGUGUCAGGAAAUGAAAGUGGGAAAACGUUACAUAAAUUGAAGACCACUAGUAUGUUCUCUGUUUCUGGAGACGAAGAUAACGUAAAGUGUCUCGAGGUGGUCUCGGUCUAUUAUACUCUACCAAGGAAACCCAGCAAAAAAUUCUGUAAUCUCCUUCAACAGUUCACACAAAAUGCUGAUUCGCUCAUAGACUCACCUCAAGUGGGGACUGAAACGUCUCCUAAUGCUUUAGAAAAAGACAAACGAGAUUAUUCUACACGAGAGCAGUCAGGAACACCUUCGUGUGGAGACCCAAACAUGCCGGUCAGCUCUGCUCAGAACAUCCACUGUCUUUCUCAUCCCACUGAAAAUGUGUCUGUCUCACAAUUGCCAGAUAGGAGGCCUGCAGAGCCUACCUUGCAGGAAAUGGCUUCCACCGAGGCAAAUGUUCUCAGAGAAUGUACAACCAGAGAGAUUCUCCCAGAUAAAUUAGCUAAAACUCCUCUAGGUGAUUUCCAAAGUAGGAUAGAGAGAGGAGGAACAUUGCAAAACGAAACCCUGCAUACGUCAGUAAUGCUCCAGGGAAAAACAGUUACAGAAGAAAAAUCUGAAAAUUGUCAACAGUCCAUUAAUACAGGUGACAGGGAUCACUCAGCCUGUUCACCAUAUAACAUUGAAAAUUCCCAAGCCAGAAGAAGCUCUGGAGAAUGUGCAGGUAGUGGUGUAGCCAUUAUAGCUACAGGGAGUGGGAACUGUCCUGAGAGAGAGCACACAGCCACAGCCGUAGAUGAUAGCCCCACUGGAUCAGAGCCUAGGGAAGUCAGAGAAAGCAGAACGGGUUACCAAAACAUGACUGAUAGAGCCCUCUGUGUGUCACAAGGCCAAGCCUUCGCCCUUACACCAGCACUGCAUAAACUACAGCUUGUUGGGGACACUCACCCAGAUGAAAUGGAUUUAAAGAGUCUGCAGUCUAAACCGAGAGAGUUACCCCCCGGGGGGCGGGAGGGUAACGUAACAGAUGGCAGGAAGGCUGAAGAUGCAUUGCACAAAAGGGAUCAACCUUCACUUCAUGGAGGAAAUAAAAGAAACAAAACCGACAUGGAUGACCUUGAGAAAGGGGGACAGAGAUCUUCGGUUAAACACAGAUUGGCAGAAGUGUCUAAAGCAAACAGAAAUUCCCCAGCUCAAGAGUUAAGUCAUAGAAGACUUGUAGCUACCAUCUUCCCCCAGAGUGGGAGCAGGCCAGGCUUUGGCUGUUUAUCCCGUAGCACCCCAGAACAUAAUCGGCUGUUCCCUGACUCUUCUCCAAAGUCCACGGAGUCCACAGGUGAAAGCAGGCUGAGUAAGGCUGGGCUGAAUGAGGAGAAAUCUGAGAACCCUGUCCAGGUUGUAAAAGUCUACAGCGAACCUUCUACACACCCCAGUGAUCAGAGGUCUACCAGCAUUUCACAAGUACUUCAGAAUGAGUUUAAAAGUACCUCAGCGUCUCCACCAAAGCAUGAGGAUUCUAAAGCAGCAGCAGCAGCAGCAGCUCGGAUUUUGGAAGUAGAGCCAGGGGUCCCAGCGCAGCUCCCGUUCACCAGCCUCAGGGUCACAGACUGCUCCAACCAGCAGAGGAGACUGAGCUCUCCUUUCCCACUGGAGCCUGCCUGGAAAUCAACUGUAAGCAUCCCUCUGGCCAGCUGUCAGCAACGACAAAGGAAUCCUUCAUCACCGGAAAUGGGGACUGAGCCGCACCUCUAUCGCUCAAAGAGUUUGAAAAGCAUCAAUGUGCAUGGUGAUAAGCUACGUAAAAGUCAGCCUCUGAAAGUCAGGGAGCGUCAUUUUUCUGAAAGCACCUCUGUUGAUGAUGCCCUGAGUCGACUGACCCUUGGGAAUGAGUUCUCUGUUGACAAUGGGUACAGUCGGAGAUUCAAAUCAUUUUCUGAACUUCCCUCCCGUGAUGAAAAUGAAAAUUGGGCUUUGUAUGGUGACAGGACAAAAACAUGCCCCAGGUCCACAACCUCUAUAUCCAGACCUAUUGACUAUGGGAUUUUUGGGAAAGAGCAACAGUUGGCUUUCUUGGAGAAUGUAAAGAGGUCACUCACACAAGGAAGAUUAUGGAAACCAAGUUUUCUUAAGAACCCCGGCUUCCUGAAAGACGAUGUAGUCAACUCUCCCACACCACCAGAUUCUUUAAGCUCGAAUUCCCCUAGGAGUCAGGUGCCCGAAGGUGACUUGUCCCCAAGUAAGCCACUUAAUAUCUAUGAGGAGGACCCAGUAGACUCAGACUGUGACACCGACACGACCACAGAUGACGAAUACUACCUAGAUGAAAACGACAAAGAAUCAGAACUGUGAGAUUUUUCUCAGUAGACUGCAUAAGCUUUUCACCAAAAGUCUAUCAUGGAGCUAGUAUAAACAUGUAUGCCCAUGAGAAGACAGAGAUAAAAGAUACCUAGUCUGGGCAAUGUCUGCACUGAAACAACCCAAAUUCCCUUCUCUGCCUUCCACAUCCUGUAUAUACACUUCCUCACUUACAGAACAAUGAACUCCUGAUUUGAAUGAGUCUCAUUUCUCUUCUCCCUUUGUAUAUGUUCUUGGCCUACCUUCCUGCACUUGUUUUAAUCUCUAAUGCACUGCAUGGUUUUGGCUUUGACUUUACUUUCUCCCUACUUUUCUACAUCUUCAUUAUGAUUUUUGCUCAUGGUAUCCCUCGUACAUACAAAAUUUAUUAAUCACCCAGCACAGCUGCCAAAUUGUAUUUUCCUUUCCUGUCCGCACCCUGUACUUGUGAUAUUAGAUGAAAUGUAGGGACAACGACAAUGGAGUAAACUUUCUCAUCUCCUUGAUUCAUCAACAUUUAGGAAGUUAGUGCUUUUAUUUUUUGAAACAAAGAUAAAAGAGUUUUUGUAAGGGCAUCCGGUUAUAUCCAUAGUGGAGUCCAGGAGCCACAUGUUUAAGGCACGUGAGGUUAUAGAUGAGUCACUGAAGCCCUCUUAGCACUCCUAGAAAUUCCUCUAAAACAGUUGUGGGGAUUGGCUGAAUUAUUGAGGGCUGAAUUUUAAUCAAGACAAGGACAUCCUCCAUGCCACCCAAUGAUAGAGGCAAGGAUUUGGCCAUAGACUUUCUUCUCGGGAACAGAACUGAGGGACAAAACUAAGUAACAUUUCUUCAUGAGACUGUCCUGCACUGUAGUCCUUUCAGCAACUGUUCUUCCCGUUUUCCCAGAACUACCCAUUUCCCAAAUUUUUUUAUUUGCAGGUUAGAACACUUCUUUUCAGGUGGGUUUUUUGUUUGUUUGUCUUUACAGAUUUAUUUAUUUGAGAGUUACGGACAGAGAAAGGGAGAGACAGAGAGGUCUUCCAUCCUCUGGUUCUGACUCACUCCCCAAAUGGCUGCGAUGGCCAGAACUGGGCCAAUCCAAAGCCAGGAGCCAGGAGCUUCUUCCAGGUCUCCCACGUGGAUGCAGGGGCUUAAGCACUUGGACCACCUUCCACUGCUUUCCAAGGCCACAACAGAGAGCUAGAUUGGAAGAGGAGCAGCCAGCACAGGAACUGGUGCCCAUAUGGGAUGCUGGCACUGCAGGCAAAGGCUUAACCUAUUAUGCCACAGUGCUGGCCCCCAGGUGGGGCAUUUUAGUCCAAUACAAAAUGAGAACCCUAACCAAGCCCCUAAAAUGCUGUCAGUCCAGAUCUGACACUCUGAGAUUUACAGCCUCUUCUAAAGAAUCAUCUAUCAAACCUUCAGGAAAUUGUAACACAGAGCUCCCGGGGGCCAGUCACUGAUCAUUUUUUUUUUUCAAUAAUUUAUUAAGAAUAAAUCACUUCUGAUAGCCACUGAUAAUUUGAAUUUCCUAAUUUUUUAGUUCCCAUGUAAAAUACCUGGCAAUUUCUCUCCUAAUUCAGGACAAAGAUCAGUAAAUGGCAGGGAAGAUAAUUUGCUAGAACCACAGAGAGCAUGCAAUCAUGAAUCUCAAUAGUAGGAUGAGCAAUACAAAUGGGUUUUAUCUCAUUUGUUUUAUAUUUGCUUCCUGACAUAAUCCUAUGGUCCAUUUUCUCACCUACUCUGUUUCAUUCAUAUAAAUUAAGAAUAAUGAGGCUCCUGGCUUCGGAUCAGCACGAUGCGCCAGCCGCAGCGGCCAUUGGAGGGUGAACCAAUGGCAAAAAGGAAGACCUUUCUCUCUGUCUCUCUCCCUAUCCACUCUGCCUGUCAAAAAAAAAAAAAAAGAAUAAUGAUAGGUGUGGUGAAGUAUAUAGGAUCUGGAACUGACAGAAAGGCAAGAAACAAUAAUGAUAGACUAUUAUUAUCAUCCUCUAAUCAUUGCCUUAUCUAGAAACAAACACCCAGAGCUAGAUUACGUUGCUCCCAGGAAAUUCACAACUAAUGAAUGUGAGGUAACUAAUGUAAAAGCUAUUCCUUCAGUCUGCUCACUGCUUUUAUACUUCAAGGUCUGACCAGUCUCAGACUCAGCAAGAUCAAUUGUUCUGAACUUUUCAAUUCAAAUGUGUAGGGUAUCUUAGGUAUCUGUUGCUAUAACAAAAUCCCUGAGACCAGGUGAUUUACAAAGAAAUGGAAGUUUAUUUGUUUCAUCAUUCUGGAGGUUUGAACGUUCAAGAGUGUGGCCCUGACAAGGGCCUUCUUGUUGUAUCAUAACCUUGAGCAGGGUAUGACAGGGUGAGACCUUGCAAGUGCUUUGCUGGAGUCUUCCUCUUACAAAGCCACCCUCCUGAUGCUAAUACCAUUAACAUAUGAAUUAGGGGAUUAACUUUCCAACAUAUGAACUUUAGGGGAGACAGGUGAUCCAUAAUAUAUGAUGAAGAAUAAAUAAUAUUUUAUUCUUUGUCUAAUGUGUGA
Molecule: messenger RNA, 8651 nt
Organism: Lepus europaeus (European hare)
Lineage: Eukaryota; Metazoa; Chordata; Mammalia; Lagomorpha; Leporidae
Gene: EXPH5
Product: exophilin 5
Exons: 6
Coding region: 192-6155 (1987 amino acids)
Biological process (GO): intracellular protein transport; positive regulation of protein secretion; positive regulation of exocytosis
Cellular component (GO): endosome
Molecular function (GO): small GTPase binding
Source: RefSeq, a predicted model, not a curated record